CACCUCCUUCUCAUUUUGGCUUCAUACCAUCAUCGGUUCAAUUGAGGAAAUAUUCAAUUUGUUUCUGGGUUAGUACGGUUCCUUAUAUGGUUCGAUUCAAUUGAUCUCUUGGCUUUUCGUUUUUUGAAGUAUAUUCGGUAAGCUUUUUCGGAGAUACUGUCGGAGAUUCUCCAUUAACUUCUCAUCCAAAGAAACCAGAAGCUAAGUUGCAUCACAGAACAGAGCAGGUCCAACCAGGAACAGAAAGAACAAAACACAUAGCCACAACACCCAAGAAAGAAGAGUGAUCCAGUUUUACCGACAAGCCAUUACAAGAUUCAAGCUUUUUCUGUUUUCGUCCCUCCACCGUUUCCGAAGGUUCAUCGUGUAUUCAGAUCUCCCCUUUCUUCAUUAUUUAUUGUUUUGUUCUUAAAUUUAUAGGCGUUGACUCGAUACCCAGUUACUGGAUUCCCGAUUUUGCUUUUGGUCCAUUCGAGCCGUUAACAAAUCGUUAUCGUUUUGGAGGGUUAAUACCCAACAAGACAAAGAUUGGGCCAAGCAGAGAUGCCGCUAAAGUUUCAGAAGCAAGACGACGACUUCGUAAACCUGAAGAACAAAGACAAGGUGAGAAGGAGAUAGUGAUUGCUGAAGGUCGGUGUCCACGAAAAUAUGGUGGAUUCUUCUACUGCUGCAGAGGCAACAGAGACCAAGGCUACCAAGGAACGCAAACGGAAGAGUCAGAAACCUGAAAAAACUAGAGCUCAAAAGGAUAAACAUAAUGCUAGUUGCCAAAAGUCUCGACGGGAAGCUAAGAGGAAGCGUGAGGAACUUGAAGCGAUGGUAGCGGUGGUGCCAGAGUUGCAAGCUGAAAAUCAGAGGAUGAAAGCUGAAAUCGAGAGGAUGAAAGCUGAAAUGGAGAGGAUGAAAGCGGGGCAAGGUAUUAAAAUUGAACGCCAGGGACUAAGGGAAGCUCUUGAGAUAGGGGAGGCCAAGGAGGAACUGAUGAAGCAAAUUCCCUGUGCAUGGAAAGUCGACGGGACAAACUUUGGUUCUUUUGACCAGGCGGAAACUUGGUUUCUGUCGCAGACCUAUGAUCAAGGCCCGAACGACACUGAGAACAAAACAACUGCUUCUGCUGCUGCUGGCCCUUCGUGUGUUGCAAAUCAUGGCUUGCCAAACAAGCCAGAUAAUAGUCCUUUCAGUCAUGACCCUGCUGCCGGUCAUAAAACAGGAUUUCCAUCUGCUUCUGCUGCUGAUUCCUUCCUUGCUGCAUAUCCCGAGUUGGCCGCUGCAUUUGAUGGGCUAUAUAAUCCUUCUACCAGUGAUUUUUUCACUAAUCAUGACCUUGCUGCGGAAUUUCCAACUUCAUCGGCAGCAAGCUCCUCCCUUAUUGUAGGUCAUGAGUCUUCUGUCAUGUUUGAUGCCCCAAAUAAUCAUGACACCGUCAACAAUCUUUCCAAUCAUGACCCUGCUGCCGGAUUUCCAAGUGCUUCUGCUGCUGGCUCCUUCUCUUAUGAUAUCGGUGGUCUUUUCACUCAUGACUCUGCUGCCGAUGACAAAGCAGGAUUUCCGUUCUGAGAAAAUCCCAUCUUUAAAGGCAGUUUAGAGAUGGUGUCUAUAAGCUCCUCACCUCCUCAAGCAGAUAUGCGCAACUUCUCUAUGUGAAAAGUCAUAUGUUAUCGAUCAAUGGUUACUUGAUUGUGCGUGCCAACGAGUUAAACAGUCAUGUAUGUAGUCUCAGAGUUCUUUUGAUCAUGUGUGUUUCUUAAUGUCCUGGACCUUUCCUAUUGGUCCUCUUUCCGGUUGUUGCUGCUUUGUGUGUUGAACAUGUGUUUCGCUAAAGUUUAUGUUUGUAAGAAUGUGUACGGUGUUUGCUAAAUAAAUGGGAGGUGGAUUUAAAUUAGUCAU
This is a messenger RNA of Theobroma umbraticum, 1887 nucleotides long. RefSeq lists its product as uncharacterized. The record is from RefSeq and is a predicted model, not a curated record. Lineage: Eukaryota; Viridiplantae; Streptophyta; Magnoliopsida; Malvales; Malvaceae.